AAAGAUGCAGCUCAAAUGGAGGGAGGAAUUCCUGAACCAACUUUUGCUAAUAAAGGAGCUGAUGCCAUGAUGGAGGAUGGAGGUCAAGAGAACAAGGAAAAUGAACCUAAACAUUCCUGGCCGCAAAUGACUAAGAAGUUCCUGAAGGAUCACUGCAAGCAGAACAAACUUUACUCUACGCCUCACCUCAAUGACACACUGUAUCUGCAUUUCAAAGGCUUCUCGGCCAUCGAGAACCUGGAGGAGUACACAGGACUCAAGUGUCUCUGGCUGGAGAGCAACGGCCUCCGGCACAUCAAGAACCUGGACGCCCAGACUGAUCUGCGCUGCCUGUUUCUCCAGCAGAACCUCUUAUCGAAGCUGGAGAACCUUGAGAACCUGAAGAAACUCUGCACCUUGAACGUCUCCAACAACUACAUCCAGAAAAUAGAGAACAUCUCCGGCCUCCAAGGCCUCACCACACUGCAGAUCGCCCACAACAAGCUGGAGACCGUUUUGGACGUGGAGCACCUGAGUCAGUGUUUGGGGAUCAGUGUUUUGGAUCUGUCUCACAACCUGUUGAAUGACCCAGAGAUCCUCCACGUGCUCGAGGCCAUGCCCGUGCUUCGAGUGUUGAAUCUGAUGGGGAACGAGGUGGUCAGGAAAAUCCCAAACUACAGGAAGAUGGUGAUUGUGCGCCUCAAGCAGCUCACCUUCCUUGAUGAUCGGCCAGUUUUUCCUAAGGACAGGGCAUGUGCAGUGGCAUGGUUGGCGGGAGGGCUGGAUGGGGAGCGCAAAGAGAGGGAGCUAUGGGAAACUCGAGAGAGGAGGAAGAUUCAGGACAGCUUGGAUGGCAUAGCAAUGCUUCGGGAGAAAGCUCAGGAGAGGCAGCGUCUGCGAAAGCUGCAGGAGAAAGGGGAGACUGAGGUUUCCAAUUCUCCUUCUGAGGAAAACAACCCCAAGAUUUGGACUUCAUCUCAAGUGAAGAUCGAGGCCUUUGUGCAGAGCAGCCUGGAUGCACAUGAGGCGUUCUUGCAGGGUCAGGCAACACACACACAAAAACCAGAAAGUGAGCAAGUAGAGGCAGAUCAGGCAAGUGAAGGGUUGGAAAGGGAGCAACUAGAGAAAGGUGAUCAGAACAAAUCAAACAUGAAUCAGCCGCUGAGAGAGGAGAAAGAAGAGCAAGAGCAAGACGGUGCUGCAGAGAUUGUGCUGGAGACAGAGAAAGCAGAUGAUCACAAACAGCAACUAAAUCAGUCACAUGCAAUCCAGCAGACAAACAUGAGAGAGAACGGAGAGAAGGAGCAGCCUCCUCUUGUCAGGGCAGCUCCUCCUGAAGCAGAGGAGGUAGCACCAGCACAUGGUCCAGGUCCGCUGGUUACAGAGCUUCAGGAUGAAGAGGAGCUUGAAACCAUCCUCCUCCCACUGCAUCGCUCACUACACUUGGACGACCUGCCCGAUCUGGAGGACGUGGACGAUGCAGACUUCACUGCAACGUUCUCCUCACAGCAGCUGUUCAAACCCAUGAUAGAGGUCAUAUCAGGAAGCAGUGAUGAGGAUGAGCCGAGCGGAAACCAGAGCGAGAGCAUCACCAACAUAAGUCCAGACGCAAGUCCAACUUUCACUGAAAUCUCUGAAGAUUCUUCCUCACUGUGGUAUCCGGGGGAUGAAGAUACGACCGAGCCACUGAUAUUUGAGCCGGUGGGGAAGUCGGAGACAAUCCAAGAUUUCUUUCCACCACGCUGCCUGAUUGAGGAGCUCGACUGA
Limanda limanda (common dab) is the source of this 1746-nucleotide messenger RNA. Its product is annotated as dynein axonemal assembly factor 1-like. Bases 16 to 1746 code for a protein of 576 amino acids. The record is from RefSeq and is a predicted model, not a curated record. The transcript has 2 exons. Gene Ontology annotation, molecular function: protein binding. Lineage: Eukaryota; Metazoa; Chordata; Actinopteri; Pleuronectiformes; Pleuronectidae.